Plutella xylostella (diamondback moth) is the source of this 7374-nucleotide messenger RNA. RefSeq names its product NFX1-type zinc finger-containing protein 1. Gene Ontology annotation, biological process: regulatory ncRNA-mediated heterochromatin formation. Gene Ontology annotation, molecular function: zinc ion binding; helicase activity. The record is from RefSeq and is a predicted model, not a curated record. NCBI's taxonomy places the organism in Eukaryota, Metazoa, Arthropoda, Insecta, Lepidoptera, Plutellidae. Gene Ontology annotation, cellular component: nucleus; nuclear RNA-directed RNA polymerase complex.
CAUUCAUAGUCGAACGAGGGUUUGUCUUGUCGUUGAAAAACACUUGAAAACUUAAUCCGUGUUGAAUUGAGUGGUUUUAGUUUCUAUAAAUUAUGUUCCUUGCAUUGAUCUGUUCAUUGUAGGUAUUCAGAUUAUUGUUUUUGUUGUGCGACCGUGCGUGAUUUUAGGUUGUAACCUGAUACCUACGAGCCACUGGGAUGGAUGAAGAAGACAAUCAAAUCCGACGGAGGAGACCCCCUUUACUAGCAGGUCAAAACAAUGGGGUCAACGUGAGACCCGCAGGGGAUGCAGGUAAUGCUCAAAACCGAAGACACCAAAAUAAUGGCGGACCUAAUAAUGCCCCAAAUAAUCGGAGGCCACAAAACAACCCGGGGAAUAAUAAUAACAUGGCACGAAUUGCUGGGAACCGAAACAUGAAUCCCAACAAUGCCGCACCUGGACCAAACCAGGGUAACCAGGGGAACAGACGUAACCAUGUCCAGAAUGACCAAAGACCUAAUGGUGAACCAAACGUGUAUCACAGAAGGAAUCCCAACAAUCCCGCAGCUGGACCAAACCAGGCUAACCAGGGGAACAGACGUAACCAUGUCCAGAAUGACCAAAGACCUAAUGGUGAACCAAAUGUGUAUCACAGAAGGAAUCCCAAUAAUCCCGCAGCUGAACCAAACCAGGCUAACCAGGGGAACAGACGUAACCAUGUCCAGAAUGACCAAAGACCUAAUGGUGAAACAAAUGUGUAUCACAGAAGGAAUCCCAAUAAUCCCGCAGCUGGACCAAACCAGGCUAACCAGGGGAACGAACGUAACCAUAGAGGUAACGAUAGAAGAGAUGCCGUGAAUUUCAGAAACCAGAAUCACAACCGCAACAGACAGCAUCAAGAUAAUAACGGAUCCAGUGAUGAAGAUGACGACAAGCAAAAAAACAAGACUAGGCCAAUGGGUUUCCGACUGCUACAGGAGAUAGCAAAUACCGAUACCGCUGAUAUUCUGCCCAAAUUGAAUGGAAAGGCCAACUCCUUCCAGGCUCUCCUAGACUCUGAUAUUGACAAGAAUGAUAUGCUCGUGCUGAUUAUUAAAGUUAUAGCAAAAGUUUGUCGAUCACCCUUCGAAGAGUUGAAACUGAAUGUUCUACUGAACGUAUGCAAUUCCAAGUACAUUGCUCGUCUCUCUGGUUAUUUAAUGGACCUGCCGUACACGGCAGCAGGUAACAAGAGGACCAAUUCGGUUUACUGGACAACGCCGAAUGACUUUUGGGAUAAUUUCAUUUGUUUCUGCGAAUGCAUAAUUCUUCGCUCGCCGUCGACUGCUCUGCAGAGGUGCAGGGCCCUCAUAGACGGAGCGUCGCGAGUCUGUCUCGACGGAUUGAAAAUGAGAGCCAACUUUCAACUGUCACCGGAAAGCGACGCAAAGCUGAACGAGCUCCGUGAAAAGCUAGUGAUAUGCGAAAAAGAAGAAGAAAAGAAGGUAAAGCGAAGGGUGACCGUCCAAGCGGGUCAGAACGAGCAGCCCCCAGACGACUUCCGCGAGCUGAGCAUCCUGCCGACGCGAGGGGACCUGCUGCAUGGCCACCCCUUCCUCCGCCCCAACAUCGUCGAGGGGCGGUACGACAGCCAGGACCACUACCUCGAUGUGCAGUUCAGGCUGCUGCGAGAAGACUGCAUCGGCCCUGUCAGAGCCGGGAUCAUUCAAUACAUUCAAGAUCCAAGGAAGAAUCGGUAUGAUAAUAUACGCGUACACAAGGGCGUUCAAUUUGUCGAGCCAUACGUAUCUAAGGAGAAGGUUGGCGUUAUCAUAGGAUUCGACGCCUAUACUGUCAAAAAAAUGAAGAAAAUGCAAUGGGAACACAGCAAAAGGUUCAUGUUUGGUUCACUGUUGCUUUUCACCAAGGAUGACUUCCAAACUGUGACGGUGGCCACGAUCCUGGACCGAGACUUGAAACUACUCGCUCAGGGAAAGAUCCCAGUCUCCAUUUUUGGUUGUGAUGCAGCAAGUGGCUUUUCCACAAAUGAUUCCUAUGUCAUGAUAGAAAGUGAAGUUUACUUUGAGCCGUACUAUCAUGUGUUGAGGGCUCUACAGGACCCUGAAUUUAUAAAUGAUGAUAAUAUAGCGAUGCAAAAAUAUAUUGUAGAAGUCGAUAUUCAUCCAGCAGUACCAGCAUACUUAACUCAGGAGUUUACUGUGAAAAUGGAUCUAGCUCCUGGAUAUCCCAAACGAAAAAUAAGAGUAUUACACGAUGAAGACUGGCCCACCUGCAAAGAGUUGGGUCUCAAUGAAAGUCAGUUAGAAGCUUAUAAAUUAGCACUUACUCAUGAAUUUGCCCUCAUCCAGGGGCCACCCGGCACGGGAAAAACAUUCCUUGGCGUUAAAGUAGCAAAAACGAUGAUAGAAAAUUUUGAAAAAAUCAAGCUGCUGCUCAUUUGCUUCACAAACCAUGCCCUGGACCAAUUUUUGGAAGCUAUUUCAAACGUUACCGACUCAAUUGUGAGGGUAGGGGGACAGUCCAAGUGUGAAAGCCUUGAUAAAUACAACUUGAGUAAGCUGAGGGGUGGUAUGCGUUUGAGCCGUGACAUUAAUAAUUUGUUCUUUGAAAAGAAGAUUGCGCUCCAAAGAACUGUGACACAGCUAAAAAUACUACAAGACAUGCUGUACCAGAUCAACAACGGAGUCUUGAAGUAUAAAGUUGUGAAGGAAAUCACAGAAGAAUCGAGCAUACUCGAGCAGUUCUAUGGUAGGAGUGGAAAAGAUCCUUUGAAGGAAUGGCUUUUCGAAGAAACUGAUUUGAAUGCAGAUUUAGACAUCUAUUUUGAUGCAGAAGUAGAAGCAAAUGAAGAGUAUCAGGAAAUAGAUGUCGAUGAUGACCCGAAUAGGAUGCAAUUAACUCUGGAUGACUUGAACUUUGUUGAACUAACAGACGUCGACGAUAUCGAUAUGUCAUCUUUCACAUACAAAGAAGCUGUAACAGAGUUGCAACACACGAUGUCUCAACUAAAGAAACCCAAUAAUGUCAAUAUCGCUAAUAAGCUGAACCGUCGGGUAAAUGAUUUAAAGAUGGAAAUAAAGCGGUACAAAGAUUUGUCGGUACAUAUACACAACAACGCAUUAAACAUAAACAUAACCAGCCGAGAUCACCCUGGACAGUUCACUGUUGAAGAGCGCUGGCAAAUUUACUACAAAUGGGCUAGGAAACUUGCAGACUCUGCCAAGGAAAAAAUGGUGCCGUUGCAGGUUCUUCAGAAAAACGCUUACACUGCAUAUGAAGAAUCCAGAAUGAUUAUGGAUCUUAAAGUAUUAAAGAAGGCCAAGGUUUUUGGGAUGACAACCACUGGUGCGGCAAAAAAUCGCAAGUUGCUGCAGAGCCUAGCCCCAAAUAUAGUUAUUGUUGAAGAAGCGGCAGAGGUGUUGGAAAGUCACAUAAUAACAGCUCUAACAAGACACUGCCAGCAUCUAAUCCUCAUUGGCGACCACCAACAGCUGCGGCCGUCGUGUGCGAACUACCGGCUGGAGCGCGAGUUCAACAUGGGCGUGUCUCUGUUCGAGCGGAUGGUCCGCAACGGCGUGCCCAGCGCGCAGCUCACCGUGCAGCACCGGAUGCGACCCGAGAUCGCCGCGCUGGUGGCGCCCGCCAUCUACCCGCGCCUGCGCAACCACGAGUCCGUCGCAGCCUUCCCGCAGGUGCGCGGCCUCAGCCACAACCUGUUCUUCCUGACGCACAACUACAAGGAAACUGCGAUCGAAGAAGACUCGGGCAAGUGCAACGAAGCUGAGGCGGACCUGACGCUGAGCCUCGCGAACUACCUGAUGCAGCAGGACUAUGCGCCGGAGGAUGUCACCAUACUGGCCACCUACAACGGACAGAUGAAAUACAUGAGAAUUCAACGACCGAAGUAUGCAUUCCUAUCAAAGGUGAAGAUCACAGUGGUGGACAACUACCAGGGUGAAGAGUCAAAGAUCAUCUUGCUGUCUCUCGUGAGGAACAACGACGGGAACAGCAUUGGGUUUCUGUCGACCGUCAACAGAGUUUGCGUGGCGCUGUCACGAGCAAAAGAAGGUUUUUACAUACUGGGAAACUUUGACAUUCUGAAGAGAAAUGCGGAAAUUUGGGCUCAAAUUGGAACUGUGCUGGAACGUCAAGGUUCUCUAGGGUCCACUUUAUUCCUUAAAUGUGAAAAUCACCCAGGACAGAUAACAGAGGUGUCGUCAGCGGAAGACUUCCAGAAGGUUCCCGAGGGCGGGUGCCUGUUGAAGUGCAGCGCGCGCCUGCCCUGCGGACACGACUGUCCGCUCAUAUGCCACGGCUACGACCGCGGCCACACGCAGAUAAAAUGCCCAAGGAUGUGCGACAGGAUAAUCUGUGAACUGGGCCACACGUGUCCGCUAAAGUGCAUCGCUGAGUGUCGCCCCUGCGUAGUUCCUGUGGAGAAGAAGCUCCCGUGUGGACACCUGAUGAUGAUCCCGUGUCACCAGCAGCCGACCGACCCGGCCGUCCAGUGCCGCACCAGGGUCAAGGUCACCCUGCCCGAUUGUAACCAUGAGGCCACGAAGUCAUGCUACAAGCCGGUAGAGGCAGUGAAGUGCGAAGUCCCGUGCGUGUAUCGCGUGGACCCUUGCGGCCACCAGUGCCGGCUGAAAUGCCACGUCAGAGAUGACCCCAAUCAUGAAAGAUACCUAUGCGAGAAGCCGUGCGCGCGACUGAAUGCCGGCUGUACGGGCGACCAUCAGUGCAAGUUACGCUGCCACGAACCCUGCGGCGUAUGCAUAGUGAAAGUGGCGAAGAAGCGGCCCACAUGCAAGCACGCCGUGACCGUGGAAUGUUCCGUGGCGGAGGCGGACCUGCCUCCGUGUGGACAGAAAUGCGCCAGGAGCCUGAGUUGCGGACACUUCUGCAAGCUCAAGUGCUCUGAGCCGUGCGGCGAUUGCAGAGUCAAGGUGGAGAAAACGAUCCCAGACUGCGGUCACAAGCUAACACUGGAGUGUAAGGACGCGGCCACACAAGACAAGUGCCGUGCGCCGUGUGCUAGGAAACUGCCGUGUGGCCACGAUUGCCGCCGGCGCUGCCAGCAGCCGUGUGAUCAGCGGACAUGCACGCAACUUGUGGACCGACCUAAGGUCAUGGCGCCCUGCGGUCAUGCAGUCAGGCUGCCUUGUAACCGCUACCAGUUGUUUGUUGAAGGCGCGCUAGACGCAGACGAUCUGCUCUCACACUGCGCGGCGCCGUGCGGGGUCACUCUAGCGUGCGGGCACCGCUGCCGCGGCGACUGCGGCGCGUGCCUGCAGCGCCGGGUCCACGCCCCCUGCACCCAGCCGUGUAUGAAGACCAUCAUCUGUGGACACCUAUGCAAGGAGCCGUGCAACCAGGUGUGCCCGCCGUGCAGACAACGCUGCGAGGUGGCUUGUGCACACACCAAGUGCAACAAGACUUGCGGCAGCCCCUGCACACCGUGCACCGAGAAUUGCACCCGCCGGUGCGUCCACGGCGCGUGCGACCGCAAAUGUGGGGAGCCCUGCUCGCGGCCGCCGUGCGACCAGCCCUGCCCCAAGAAACUGCCUUGUGAACACCCCUGCCGAGGCCUCUGCGGGGAGCCUUGUCCAGACAUCUGCAAGACAUGCCGUCCAGAGGAGUUCCCCACCGACUUUCUGGGCGAAGACUUUGAAGACGGAGCUAAAUUCGUGAAACUGCAAGACUGCACUCACAUAUUGGAGGUGGAAGACUUUGAUAAUCUGAUGAAGGGCGAUGAGAGCUCCAUCACGAUACGGUCAUGUCCGUUCUGUCGGAAGGCCAUCAUCAACACGCAUCGCUACAAGGACUUAGUAAACGCUGCCUACAAAAACGACAUCAACCCAGUAAAGGAGAAAAUAUACGGCACAAAAGAACAGAUUGAAUUGAAAAAGAAGGAAAUACUCGGAAUCACGUUUCAAUUUCCCAACUUGCAUUCGACCAUCAUGGAGGACUCAAACGUAAAGGAUUGGGCGCUAGCAUUCACUAAAGUGUCAUUAGAAAUCGGACAAAUUAAUAAGCGACAAGCCAACAUCUCACUCCCGCAGCUACAAAUGUUUUCCAUCUACCUGGACGUUCUAGACAUGCUCUCCGAAUCCUACACUAAAUUCAUGGACAUCGGUAUGACUUCGAAGAAUCUGUCGUCAGCAUUUUACUACCAAACGAAUCUAAUAUGCGUCGUGUUAAUGAAAAACACGGACAAAAUCACACAGCAACACCAGCAAGACAUCGGAAACGAAAUGAAAAGAAUCAACGGGAUCAUUCAACUGAACAAAAUAACCGUCAACGGCGCUUAUGCUGCUAAGAACAAUCAGCCCAAAGUGAGGUCAGCGUAUGAUGCAGCCUUAUCUGCUAUCGUUUCAAAGACUCGCAUUUACGAUGAGAACACGGCCCACGAAUGCUUGACCGCACUGCAGAAAGCCGUCAAUCUAUCAGGUAUUAUCACGAAGGAAGAGAGAGAACUGAUAGUGAAAGCGGUUGGGCUGAAGUCAGGGCAUUGGUUCAAGUGUCCCAAUGGCCACAUCUACUGCAUUGGUGAAUGCGGGGGCGCCAUGGAGACCAGCAAAUGCAAUGAAUGCGGCGCUCUGAUUGGCGGAUCGCAGCACACUCUCUUGGCUGACAAUGAGCUUGCGGAAGAAAUGGACGGCGCCAGACACCCUGCCUGGUCCAACUUUAAUAAUGAUAUGCGUAACUUCGAAUUGUGAUUUAAGUUUAUAGGUAGGUAGAGUAUGUGCCAGAUAAGUGUGUCUGAAGUUGGUUGCAACCAAGACGACAAUGGCGCAAUGAGAUUCUCUGACUGUUUUACUGAUUAUUUUUUUUGUUUUAUGCUCGACUUGUAGCUAGCUUCAGUUAAGCGCACUUAUUUGGCGGUUUCAGAGUCCGGGACUCUAGUGUUGCGCUCCCAGUGGCCGUAAUCUGACGUGGAUGUAGCCAUAGCAGUUAUACGUCGUUGGCGACGAUGUUAGCCAGUAGGUAAACAGUCGUAGAAGGACUUAUUGUCAAUCGUAAGAGUUAAUCACAUUUUUAAAUACUACUCUAGUAACCACGUAACUUGCCCCACGCGGUUAUCUACGGAGGUUUUACUUAUGAUUCGGAUCGUAAGGAGCUGAGCUGAUUGGUCAAGUUAUAAUGGUUCCUAGUGUAGGUACCUAGUACCUACAUGCGUCACAGAUGUGGUUUUGUCUUGUGUUAGUAUUUCGAGCGCUGGAGAUUAGCCUAUAGCCGAUCCGGUAGUCUGUUUUUUGUUUCCAAAUUAUAUUUUUAACCGACUUCGAAAAAAGUCUGUAAGUAUGUUUUUUUUUCAGUAAGUAUAAGAAUUUGCUAGAUAAUAAAAUUAUUUUAGUGGCGAUAUAGAUUGUUUGUUUAUGCAUGCCUGUUUAG